AUGCUCGAAUUGUUCUCGGUCCCCGUGUUUGUCGUUGUCUUUCGAGAGACUCUCGAGACGGCCAUCAUUGUCUCUGUCUUGCUGGCUUUUCUCAAGCAGACUCUUGAUGGCUCACAUCGCGAUGCCAACCUUUAUAAAACCCUACGCACACAGGUCUGGGCUGGAACUGCGACUGGCUUCGCAGUCUGCGCCAUUGCAUCUGGUAUCAUCAUUGGCACAUUCUACAUUCUAGGGAGCGAUACCUGGGCAGACCAUGAGUACUACUAUGAAGGCGUGUUUUCGCUCAUUUCGGCAAUCAUCAUCACCAUAAUGGGCGGCGCUUUGCUGCGCGUCGGAAAGAUGGAGGAUAAAUGGCGAGCCAAGCUGUCCAAGGCGAUUGAGGAACCCGUCGUAGCUGGUCACGGAAAAAGGGCCUGGCUGAUCAACUUGUUUGAGAAGUAUGCCAUGUUUGUAUUGCCUUGUAUCACUGUUCUUCGCGAGGGUAUUGAGGGUAUCGUUUUCGUUGCGGGCGUGUCAUUCUCUGCGCCCGCUUCAGCUGUGCCUUUGCCCGUCAUUUUGGGUUUGACACUGGGCGCUCUCGUUGGAUAUGCUCUCUACCGGGGUGGUUCAUCUGCAAAGCUGCAGUAUUUCCUCGUCGCUUCGACCUGUCUUUUGUACCUUGUCGCGGCAGGCUUGUUCUCCCGUGCCAUUUGGCUUUUUGAGCAGCAGCAGUGGAACAAGGUUGUCGGUGGCGAUGCCGCGGAACUCGGGGAUGGUCCUGGAUCGUACGAUAUUGACCGUAGCAUAUGGCAUGUCAACUGCUGCAACCCCCAACUCAACGGCGGAGGAGGCUGGGCUAUCCUGAAUGCUGUUGUCGGAUGGAACAAUUCCGCCACAUACGGAUCUGUUCUCGCAUACAACUUGUACUGGGUGUUUGUCAUUGCACAAUUUACCGCAAUGGCAUACAAAGAGGAUCAUGGCCAUUGGCCUCUUGUCAAGGCCAAGGAAGUGCACACCAGGACAGACUAG
Molecule: messenger RNA, 1008 nt
Organism: Fusarium pseudograminearum CS3096
Lineage: Eukaryota; Fungi; Ascomycota; Sordariomycetes; Hypocreales; Nectriaceae
Exons: 4
Coding region: 1-1008 (335 amino acids)
Biological process (GO): iron ion transmembrane transport
Cellular component (GO): plasma membrane; high-affinity iron permease complex
Molecular function (GO): ferrous iron transmembrane transporter activity
Source: RefSeq, a predicted model, not a curated record